Messenger RNA from Caenorhabditis elegans, 1397 nucleotides. It is a transcript of the gene math-21, whose product is annotated as MATH domain-containing protein. The transcript has 6 exons. The record is from RefSeq and is marked reviewed. NCBI's taxonomy places the organism in Eukaryota, Metazoa, Nematoda, Chromadorea, Rhabditida, Rhabditidae. Bases 10 to 1335 code for a protein of 441 amino acids.
UUUCAGAAAAUGCCAUCUAAAACCUUCUUGUUAACUCAUACAUUCAAGGAUAUAUCAAAACUUGGAGAAGGAGAAAGUUACUAUAGUGAUAUUGAAAUACGAUAUAAUAUUCCAUGGAGUAUCCAGGUUUUUAAAAACGAAAGUUUUCUCGGUCUACUCCUAAACUGUGAGAAGGAAGAACUGCUCGAGAAGAAAAAAUGGUCACUUCAAGUGAAAUUCACUAUGAAGCUAGUAGCUGUCAGUGGCAAAUUCUUCCAGCGGACUGUUAAAAAUGAAUUCCAAAAUCCGGAAGGACAUGGAAUGGAUAAAUUCAUAAGUUGGGAGAAUAUGCUAAGGGAUUAUGUGAAUAAUGAUAGUAUUGUCAUUGAAAUCAACGCCGAUAUUGUUAGCAGUUCAGGAUUCUUCAAACAUAAAUACUCUCCAUGUUCGCAAUCUUAUUCCGGAAAGUCCUUUGUGCUAAAACAUAACUUCAAAAACAGGAGAUUCGUAGAGGCGGAGAGAUGUUUUAGUGAUAUAGAAGAACAUUACAAUGUGCCAUGGAGAUUGCGAAUACAAAAAUAUAAAAAAGGAUUUCUCGGAAUACAUUUACUCUGCGAGAAAGAAACAUGUGAUGGAAGGAGUUGGUCGAUACAAUGCGACUAUGAAUUACAAUUAAUUUCUUCAAAAGGAAAGUGUUAUAGUAGACAUAGUACAUUUAAUUUCGAAAAGCCUGGGGGCAAUUAUCAAGAAGUUGAGUUUAUUAAUUGGAAAGUUAUGGAAGAAGAAUAUAUGGACAGCGAUAGUAUUUGCGUUGAAGCUCAUGUAAAAAUUUGUAAGACUCAAGAAUUGCCAUGCAAUAUUCUAUCUACACAUAGAAAAUUUGUACUAUCCCAUACUGUGAGAAAUAUAUCAAGUAUAAAUGGAGGAAACGUAUAUUUUACAGACAUAGAAACACGCUUCAACGUUCCUUGGAAACUGUCGUUUGUAAGACAAAGCGGAUUUAUCGAACUAUACCUCCGAUGCGAAAAGAAACAAUGCCUAUCCAGAACCUGGUCGAUUGAAGCCGAGUUUACAUUAAAAUUAGUGUCACCCCAUGGAAGAAGUUUAUCGUUACGGAAAAUAUAUUCAUUUGAAAAAUCAAUUGGUAAUGGUUACUCUAAAGUCAUGAGAUGGGAUGAAAUGAAGGACAAGUACGUUGUUGAUAACAGUAUCAUAAUUGAAGCUCACGUCAAGAUUCUGAAUAUGACUGGAAUUGAAUCUGAAACCACUAUUAAGAAGACAUCUGGAUUUACAAUACCCGUUGGAGAUAUGGAAUAUUCCAUGGAAAAGUGGAUGGAAAUGGCUUUCGAUCACUGAAAAUGAAAUUGGCGUAUAAAUGUUGAAUUUGUUUUAUUCUCAAAUAAAAGCGUUUAAUUAAA